Messenger RNA from Phaeoacremonium minimum UCRPA7, 2688 nucleotides. RefSeq names its product putative glycoside hydrolase family 47 protein. Lineage: Eukaryota; Fungi; Ascomycota; Sordariomycetes; Togniniales; Togniniaceae. Gene Ontology annotation, biological process: mannose trimming involved in glycoprotein ERAD pathway; carbohydrate metabolic process; endoplasmic reticulum mannose trimming. The transcript has a single exon. Gene Ontology annotation, cellular component: endoplasmic reticulum; membrane. Gene Ontology annotation, molecular function: mannosyl-oligosaccharide 1,2-alpha-mannosidase activity; calcium ion binding. Bases 1 to 2688 code for a protein of 895 amino acids. The record is from RefSeq and is a predicted model, not a curated record.
AUGGGAGAACUUCCCAUUACCGGCUACAAUCCACCCAAGGCCGAAGACUACCUGGAGGUUCGGCCUAUCAAAUGGCCCAAUGGGUUUACGUACAAUGGUCAACUGCUCCGUCUCGCAUUGGAUCUCGCACAGCGUCUUCUCCCUGCUUUCUAUACCACGACCGGCAUGCCGUAUCCGAGAGUCAAUCUACGCUACGGCAUCCCCUUCUACGUCAACUCUCCUAUGCACGACGUUACUCAGGCUGGUGCUCCGACGGGAGAGAGUGGCCCUCCUGAGAUCACCGAGACAUGCAGUGCAGGAGCUGGAAGCCUUGUCCUCGAAUUUACCGUGCUCAGUCGUCUAACCGGCGACCCGCGGUUUGAGCAGCUGGCCAAACGAGCUUUUUGGGCUGUGUGGUACAGGAGAAGCGAGAUUGGGCUCAUCGGGGCAGGCGUCGAUGCCGAGCAUGGCAAGUGGGUAGGUCCAUACGCCGUCAUUGGCGCAGGCGCCGACAGUUUCUUUGAAUAUGCUCUGAAAACGCACAUUCUCCUAUCUGGCCAUGCGCUACCGAACCGUACUGUGAUAAGACCAAGCGACGAUGACUAUUGGAUGGACCCAAAUAUCAUCUAUGAGCCAUUGAGUGACGAGGAGAACUCUCCCGAUUCAUUCCUGGAAGCAUGGCAUCAUGCGCACGCUGCGAUCAAAAGGCAUCUCUAUAGCGACAAGGACCACCCACAUUAUGUCAAUGUCAAUCUAUGGACCGGAUCUAUCGCUUCUAACUGGAUCGAUAGCCUUGGAGCGUAUUAUUCUGGUCUGCUCACACUGGCUGGGGAGGUGGAUGAGGCCAUCGAGACCAAUUUGCUUUAUGCCGCUUUAUGGACCAGAUACGCUGCCUUGCCAGAACGAUGGUCCGUUAGAGAGAAGACAGUCGAAGGGGGUCUUGGCUGGUGGCCUGGACGUCCCGAAUUUAUCGAGUCUACGUAUCAUCUCUACCGUGCAACUAAAGAUCCUUGGUACCUCUACGUCGGGGAGAUGGUUCUGAGAGAUAUCACGCGCCGUUGCAGGACUGAGUGCGGCUGGGCCGGUCUUCAAAAUGUCAUUAGUGGUGAGAAGAGCGAUCGCAUGGAAAGCUUCUUCCUUGGAGAAACUGCAAAGUACAUGUACUUACUCUACGACGACCGACAUCCAUUGAAUUCACUGGAUGCUGCGUACGUCUUCACCACAGAAGGGCAUCCCCUCAUCAUUCCCAAGAGGCAGAGGAAGCGACCAAGAACGCGCCCUGCCGCGCCUGCGAGUACCAAGGAGGUUGCCGUCUUUCAUGAUCAAGGCUUCAAAGAUGCCUGCCCGGUGCCGCCGAAGCCAACUCUGCUAUCUGGGUCGAAUGUCGCGGCACGGCCAGACAUAUACCACGCCGCUAAGAUGCUCGAUCUGCACCUGAUACCUAAUUAUCACGCUGGCAUAGAAGCUAGUGAGAAAGAAGGGGACGUCAAAGCCAAGACCAAUUAUACCUACUUUCCCUGGACUUUACCACCGGUCAUGCUCCCUGAUAAUGGUACUUGCUCGGUAGUUUCUCAGCCUCUUGAACUCAUGCUCGAGUUUGCUUCAAAUACCCAGCAAGGUGUCGCUGGUAGUGCGUUCAACUUCAUGGUCGCACCUCAAAAUCUAGAGAGGCUUACCGCCGACAAGACUAGGGUCUUGAGUCUAUCGGGGCUGAAGCUGACAAUGCGGCUCGAGGAGGGCAUGGAGCAGGGUUGGCGGGUAACCCGGGUGAAUGGCAUGUAUCUCGGUCGUGAUGAGAACAUCGUAUUUGACCGAUCGAUUCUUGAAGAGGUCUCAGAUCCGAGAUUCAAUCUUGCACGGGAUCAGGUCGCAGUCAAGGUCCAUCAUUUGCAUCAUAUCGACCUAACACCGAACAACGUUACAACAGGAGAUGCUCAACUAACAUCCGAACAACAUCGCGAUGCGGAAGAAACUCACAUUGCUGUUGAAGACCUGCCUGAGUCUCGCCAUCCCACGACGAUGGCAGCAGAGAUUGGCUCCUUCUUCAAAUCUUGGAUUCUCCAGAUGCUCGACACAUCAGACCAGGACCCUAAUCACCACGCAAGCGUGGAUCUUGCCAACGGUCGCCCUUUCAAUCUCAUUCUCAACGCGACUGGCAUCACUCCCACGGGACUCGGCGCAGCGCCCCUGCCUCCCGUCGACAUACCUAGCGGAACGAACAUUCCAUCCUUUGGCCCCGUCUACGAAAGCUUCUUGCCUUGGUCAAGCGUCUUCGCAGCCGGCGAGGCCUGCUCUGGCAUCUUACCGGACGAAGCUCCCAGGGAGCACCAGGUCAUCGUGAUCCGGCGGGGCGGGUGCUCAUUUAGCGAAAAGCUCGCCAAUGUUCCCGCCUACACACCAUCCUCGUCCAGCCUGCAGUUGGUGAUCGUCGUCUCAGAUGACGAUGAUCCCCAAGGGGGUGCAAUACACGGCGAUGACGGCAGCUAUAUCCGACCGCUGCUAGAGACAGUGCAACUAACGCCCGCGGGGAUCCCUCGGCGCAACCCCAUCGCCAUGCUCAUGGUGGGCGGCGGCGACGCCACGUACCAGCACCUGUCGCACGCGGUCAAGAUCGGCAUCACGAGGAGGUACUACGUUGAGAGUCAGGGCGUCCGCGUGAAGAACAUCAUAGUGGACGACGGGGACGCGCUGUCGCUUCCGAGGAUCUAG